CCCAAAGCAGCAUUGGAGGCACAUAUAACAUUUCUGGUACAAGAAACUUCCGGUCACUGAGGCCACCCUGCCACCAGAGAGGUACCUCCUUUGGCCUGAGUUUUUCUGUGUACCAGGAUCACAAACCCUCUUCUCCACCGUUAUUAUUUAUUUUUUCACCAGCAAUAUCUAUUUUGCAAUUUUUACCACACCUAUUAAUCUUUGUUAAUUUUGAUGAAAAGGAAUAGUUUGCAUUUUCAAAAUCAGCAUCAAGACUUGUUGUGUAUUUACCAGCUGUUCUUUCUGUCUAUCAAACAGAAUCCCUUGUGAGGUGCUGUGCAGAUAAUGCCGGGAUUCGCUCCUACUUGGAUCAUUAGCGUUAGCAGUAGGCACUGCUGUCCCCCUCCCAGGGGAAGCUGUGGCUUCAAGGACUGUGUUCAGAAAAUUAAACGCUUCAGAGAACCAAAGCAUGAAAGACGACCAUGGAGGAUAUGGUUUUUAGAUACUUCCAAGCAAGCCAUAGGGAUGCUGUUCAUCCACUUUGCGAAUGUGUACCUAGCAGAUCUCACUGAAGAGGACCCUUGUUCACUGUACCUCAUCAACUUUCUUCUGGACGCCACUGUAGGCAUGCUUCUCAUUUAUGUGGGCGUACGUGCCGUCAGUGUCUUGGUGGAGUGGCAGCAGUGGGAAUCCCUGCGCUUUGGAGAAUAUGGAGACCCUCUGCAGUGUGGGGCCUGGGUAGGGCAGUGCGCCCUCUACAUCGUGAUCAUGAUCUUUGAAAAGUCCGUGGUCUUCAUCGUCCUUCUCAUACUCCAGUGGAAGAAGGUGGCCCUGUUGAAUCCAAUUGAAAACCCAGACCUGAAGCUGGCCAUCGUCAUGCUGAUAGUGCCCUUCUUUGUCAAUGCUUUCAUGUUCUGGGUAGUAGACAAUUUUCUCAUGAGAAAGGGGAAGACGAAAGCUAAACUAGAGGAGAGAGGAGCCAACCAGGACUCAAGGAAUGGGAGUAAGGUUCGCUACCGAAGGGCAGCAUCCCAUGAGGAGUCUGAGUCUGAGAUCCUGAUAUCAGCUGACGAUGAGAUGGAGGAGUCUGAUGCCGAGGAGGACCUCCGCAGACUGACCCCCCUCAAACCUGUGAAAAAGAAGCACCGCUUCGGGCUGCCUGUAUGACACAUUCCCACGCUGCGGGUGGCAGUCCUGGGGCCCAGCCCUGCAGCAGCAUCCUUUCCCUCCUCUCUACCCUCCUCUUCUACCUCUACUCCUCUUGCUGUCUCUGCCCGCUCUCCACCCGCCCCAGACUACUGUGACUUAAAAGAGGGAAGAGGAGCCGUGCCUGAGGGGGCUGUGGGCAGCUGGAGGGCCCACUCAGUUGCACUACAAACACUGACCAAAUAUGCAAGCGAAGAGCUUUGUUUGUUCGUUGUUGUCCCUUUGGGGUGUUCUGAGACCCCCUGUCCUAUGUCUGACCAGGUGGCAUGGUGGAAGAAAACAGCACACAUAGACUGUUGGGGUCCUCGAGCUGAGGCUGCGGGCCGUGUGGACAUGUGGCGUGCUUGGGGUUACCAGCCACUGGUGACCCAAGUUGGAACAGGAAUGCUUUCUUAACUCAAAAUGGCUUUUGUAACUCUUUAUUUCUAAAGCCAGUUUUAUGAGCUGUGACAGUGUUACUGUUUUUUGAGUAUGUGUUUAUUUCCUACAAAGUAUCUAUGGGUCUAACGGGCAAACAGAUUUUUAAGUCUUCCGUAUGCUGUUUGACUUUUAUAUUUUUUAAGUUAUAUUUUCAUACUAUUGUAUUUAAAACUCUUUUUAAUCCCCAAAGAAAUGGAUUUGUUUGCCUUUCAUGGGGUAUGAGCUGGUGGGAGGUGUAUAAGAGUGAGGACUUUCUGAGUCAGGACUAUUGUUAGAUAACAUCUGGUAAUGUG
Messenger RNA from Acomys russatus (golden spiny mouse), 1898 nucleotides. RefSeq names its product STIM activating enhancer (gene Stimate). Gene Ontology annotation, biological process: activation of store-operated calcium channel activity. Bases 325 to 1146 code for a protein of 273 amino acids. The transcript is spliced from 8 exons. The record is from RefSeq and is a predicted model, not a curated record. Lineage: Eukaryota; Metazoa; Chordata; Mammalia; Rodentia; Muridae. Gene Ontology annotation, cellular component: cortical endoplasmic reticulum; membrane. Gene Ontology annotation, molecular function: calcium channel regulator activity.